AUGCAACUCAACCCAGUCAGUGCUAAAGGUAAAGAACAGAUCCUCAAAAAAAAUCCCAAUGACGUGGUCAUUGUUGGAGCUUAUAGAACAGCUGUUGGAAAAGGUUUCAAAGGAGGCUUCAAAAGUGUCAAGAGUGAAUUUAUCUUGACUGAAUUUUUAAAACAAUUUUUAGCCAAAACCAAAGUUGAUCCCAGCUUGAUUGAAGAUGUUGCCAUGGGUAACGUUUUGAAUCAAGGUAUUGGUGCCAUGGAACACCGUGGUGCUUGUUUGGCUGCCGGUAUUCCUUAUACAAGUGGUUUCAUUGCUAUAAAUCGAUUCUGUUCCUCAGGUUUAAUGGCCAUUUCAGAUAUUGCCAAUAAGAUUGCUGUUGGUGAAAUUGAGUGUGGUAUUGGUGGUGGUGUGGAGAGCAUGUCUCAAAAUUACAAAAAAGCUAUGCCUCAAAUGGACCCUCAUUUAGCAGACGGUGCAGAAGAAGUUGUUUCUAGCUGUUUGGUUCCAAUGGGUAUCACUAAUGAAAAUGUUGCCAAAAAAUACAAUAUCGAUAGAAAAGUUCAAGACGAGUUUAGUGCAAACUCAUACAAGAAGGCCGAACAAGCUAUUGCCAAAGGUAGUUUUAAAGAUGAAAUUUUACCAAUUAGAUCUAUUAUUAGAACAGAAGAUCAAGAUGGAAACAUUACUGAAAAAGAGAUUGUUGUUGAUACCGAUGAAGGUCCAAGGAAAGGUGUCGAUGCAGAAGGUUUGGGCAAAUUGAAACCAGCUUUUGGAGGUACUACAACUGCCGGUAAUGCUUCACAAAUCAGUGAUGGUGCAGCAGCAGUUUUGUUGAUGAAGAGAUCCUUGGCCGAAAAGAAAGGAUAUCCAAUUGUUGCCAAAUUCGUUGCUUGUAGCUCCGUUGGUGUGCCACCUGAAAUUAUGGGAGUUGGUCCAGCUUUUGCUAUUCCUGAAGUUUUGUCACGAACAGGUUUGAGUGUUGACGACAUUGAUGUUUUUGAAAUUAAUGAAGCUUUUGCUGCUCAGUGUCUUUACAGUGCUGAACAGUGUAAUGUUCCAGCAGAGAAAUUAAACAAGAAUGGUGGUGCUAUUGCCUUGGGCCAUCCUUUAGGUGUCACUGGAGCAAGACAGUAUGCUACCAUUUUAAGGUUGUUGAAAGCUGGAGAAAUCGGUUUAACUUCAAUGUGUAUCGGUACUGGUAUGGGUGCAGCAUCUAUCCUUGUUAAAGAGUAA
Molecule: messenger RNA, 1224 nt
Organism: Lodderomyces oxycetoniae
Lineage: Eukaryota; Fungi; Ascomycota; Pichiomycetes; Serinales; Debaryomycetaceae
Gene: POT1
Product: acetyl-CoA C-acyltransferase
Exons: 1
Coding region: 1-1224 (407 amino acids)
Biological process (GO): phenylacetate catabolic process; fatty acid beta-oxidation
Cellular component (GO): peroxisome
Molecular function (GO): acetyl-CoA C-acyltransferase activity
Source: RefSeq, a predicted model, not a curated record